This is a messenger RNA of Leptosia nina, 2223 nucleotides long. NCBI's taxonomy places the organism in Eukaryota, Metazoa, Arthropoda, Insecta, Lepidoptera, Pieridae. The record is from the annotation of a GenBank genome assembly.
AUGGACAGCGGUCAGUUAAGGCACGGAUACAAUCUUAUAUCCGGAUUGAAGACAGACAAAGGGACUGGCUUGCCUGACUACUUAUGCAUGGAAUGUGCAGCAUAUAUUCAGCAUUUCAUAAAAUUUCGGGAUAAAUGCCAAAGAGCAUAUUAUACAUUAUUAGAAAUAAUAGACAAAAAUUGUGAGAUUACUGAAGCAGUAUUAAGUGAAAUAGAUAGGCAUAGACUUAAAGUCAACCCAAACCUUUCAUUCUUAAAUGAAAACAAUCCACGGAUAAAAUAUGACAUUGUUAAGUUCAAAUGGGUAAAAGAUUGCAGAGUACCUACAGAAUCUCUAAAUAUACGCACCUUGCAUUAUGGUACUCUAUCUAAUAAUGAAAUCAUUCCAAACAACAUAAAUCUACAGCCCGCUUUAUUAAAAACGUCAGAAACAUUCAACGGAUCAACCUUUAAUGACCAAAAUGAUGUAUCUGAUGACUUCUUUGAUAAUCCAGAGGUGAAUGAUGAUAAUGAACAAAUCUUAGUCGAUGAUGAUGUUGAUGGCGUGAAAUUAGAUGAGGAAUUUGCAAGUGUCAUUCCCAUAUCAAAGAAAGAAGCAACUGCUGUAAUGGAGAUAUAUAAGAUGUUCUCACAAGGCAAAUUUCAGUGUGAGGUCUGCAGAGAGUCGUAUUAUACAGAGGCUCGUUUGAAAGUGCACAUGAGAAUGCAUGACACACAUACCAGUGGUACCUACUUUUGUGAUUUGUGUCAAUUCUACUAUAAAACACCAUUUCAAUUGAAAACGCAUAUAUCUGGUAAACAUUCAUAUAAAUAUAUCUGCAAAAAAUGUCCAGAAGUUAGUUUUGAUCGGACCUCAGCAAAAUCUCAUUAUAUUUGGACGCAUUUAAAAGAGGCUAAAACAUCAAAAUCGUUGAUAGGACGGAAGAGAAAAUUGAGGGAUGAGCUUCAUACAGAACGUAAGAGGAAGAAGAUGCCCCCUGAUUUCCCUAUAUGCUCUGCUGUGACGCAAGAGGAACAGUAUCAGUUUGUGAGGGAACGGCAGCGGUCCAAAAACUACAUUGAGUCGCCCUUUAAAUGUGAAUUGUGCUUCAAGGGAUUCAGGGAGCCAGCUACGUAUGACAAGCAUAUGAAGAAGCAUGAUCCGGUUAUAUCUGGUCCGUACCAGUGCGAUGCCUGUAAGGUGUACGUGAAGAAUACACGACAGAUGUACAAACACAUGGCGAUGAGCCACCUCCACAAGUAUUCCUGCCAAGCGUGCUCGUUCACCUGCUUCUGUAGAGGUCAAGCUAAAAUGCACUACAGAUGGCAUAAGAACGUCACAUAUUCCUGUCCGCACUGUAACAAACAGUUUACGAAGGCAUCGACUCGCCUCACCCACAUACGAAUAAAACACCCGUCUACCUUCAUUUGCACAAUUUGUGGACACAGUUUUGUCAGUGAAUCCGGACUGUAUUGCCAUAAGAAGAUAGCCCACACAAAGGAGGAAAUGGAUGCCAGUGCGAAGCUGGAGAAGGGCAUUGUGACAGACAGCCCGCUGUACUGUGCUGAGUGUCGUCUACAAUUCCAGAACGAGGCAGCUUUCAUCACUCACUUCGGUAGCUCAAAUAAACAUUCGACGACUAACCGUUCGAUAAAGCCAUCUAAAGUGAAUUCGGCGAACGAAGAUGACAAAGUCAGGCGACGGACACGCGGGCGCCCGCGCAGGGAUGCGUCUGAUGUACUCAAUACCGGGACGACGACUGGCGGAAAUUGCGAUAUUUGCAAAAAGUACCUGUGCAACGACGUACAGGCGCGGAAGCACUACGAGUCGGAGCACCCGGGGGCGGAGUACCUCAAGCGGUACAUGUGCGAUAUUUGCGGGCAUACGACUAAGCAAUACGCGAACCUGAUGGUCCACAUGCGAACGCACACCCGCGAAAAGCCUUACGCGUGCCAAUACUGCGACAGGCGAUUCAGUAUGGUUAGCAAUCGGGAUCGACACAUUGUGGUCCACACUGGCGAGAAACGUUUCGAGUGCCAACACUGCGGUCGUCGGUUCACUCAAAGCAGCGCGGUCAAACUCCACAUACAAACGGUCCACCUGAAAAUCCCCUACGCACCGUGGGAUAAGAAGAACAGGAAGCGAAGGAAAGAGAUGGAGACAUCGCUCGCUGCAGUUGCGCAGCCGAAGAUAGCCGAGCACGGGCAGAGCGAGUACAUCAGCGCAUACGUUUUUAACUUGUAG